This is a messenger RNA of Diprion similis, 1629 nucleotides long. RefSeq names its product probable E3 ubiquitin-protein ligase ATL44. The coding region runs from base 370 to 735 and encodes 121 amino acids. Gene Ontology annotation, biological process: ubiquitin-dependent protein catabolic process. The transcript has 3 exons. The record is from RefSeq and is a predicted model, not a curated record. Gene Ontology annotation, molecular function: ubiquitin protein ligase activity; metal ion binding. NCBI's taxonomy places the organism in Eukaryota, Metazoa, Arthropoda, Insecta, Hymenoptera, Diprionidae.
AGACAGCCGAGCAGCCGCUGUCACUGCAGACGGUCUGAGCUUGUGCGAAUUGAAAAGAAAAAGUAAAAUAAAAUAACUCGCCGUUCUUCGCAGAUAAACAGACAAAAGACAGACGGCGGGGAGAAUGGACGAACAUUGAUGAACGGUGAUCUUGAUCUUCACGGUACUCGAGACACUCGGUUUGCAGGGUUCGUCGCUCCCGUGAUUCUGUUGCGCAGCGGAAAGACAAGUGUCGCAUGAAAAAAAAUUGUGAUGCGAGUGAGGAACGAGGCUUCGGAGAAACUCUCGAACGGGACGAUUGAUCAAAGUUGCGGCGCCCCGUUAAAUUAGGAGUCAGUAAUUCCCCGCUGCAGUGCGAAUAACGCAAGCAUGGCGUACCCUGGCAUAGCUUUUGUUGCCAUGAUCGGUGUCGGCCUUGGUUUUGCACUCUGGUACUUCCUGGCCGACAGCCCUCAGGCUCAGGGUCCCCAUGGUUCCGGACCACCACCUCCCAGGGGAGAAACGGCGCCCAACAACACCUGGGACGCACCAAACGACACCAGGUCCAGACGACGUCGGAGAAAUACUGGUGGGCCAAAAGAGGAUUGCUCGAUCUGUUCGGAGACACUUGAACGCGAUACAACUACUGUGGCCUGUGGACACGAAUUUCAUAUCCGCUGCAUUACCAAAUGGCGUGAGGUCGCGCUUAACAUGGGAGGCCAUAACACCUGUCCACUUUGUCGGCGACGUAUCUGAGCCUCUGAACUCGGAAAUUGGAGAGGUGUUUGUUGCAAAAUGAGAUGAAAUGUGAUUACUGAAUUUCAUCAAGUCAGCGCCAUUCAAUAUAAAUUAUUGAUUGACUGAAUGAUUUUAGUACCGGUGCCUGUCCGUGGCAAUAAUUAUUAAAUUAUACAUAAAAUUGAGGAAUCGAAAAAAAAAUUUUUAUACACUUUGUUUAAUCAAAGUAGCUCUUAUGCCGAUGAAUUGUAGAUAGCUGAUAUGUGUAGUCAGCUGUGCUAUAAGCAAUUAUAUACUGUAAAAUAUUAUACAAAUACCUUCAAUAUUCUACUGAAUAUUUUUAUAUUUUGUUCUGAAUUCUUUUCAGUCGAAAUUUCGCUUAGUUAUUGUUGAUUAGAAAUAUUUCAGAAAAGCAAAAAAACAAAAUGAAUUAAUCAAACAAUAUUCUGCCAACUAGUGAUAUUGUUGUUUGUAAUACUGAAUAAUUAUUUUUAGUACCAUUUCCGUUUACUCGUUUUUUUUUUUUCCUCUCUUUUGAGACUGAAUCCUUGGAUCAAAUGCUCUUUUAUUUGCCAAGGCUAGUUGUUUAUACGAGUUGCUUCUUUUCCUAUAUUGUGUUUCAGUCAUAAAAACAAGUUUCUGGAAAUCGGUGAUACCGCAGAGCUUUCAAUAAAAUUUUAUCACGGGGAUUUUGUUUGGUAUUUUGGUUUCCGUUGAGGUUUUUUUUGUUGUUAUUUGUUUUUUUUUCUCUCUUCUUUCUUUCAAUUAAACACUCGACGAAGUCGCGCAGCGAUAGAUGAAAAAAAAUUGUUGUGUUAGAAUAAGUGCCCUUAUUAAUAUUUAACUACGUCUAAUAUGGUUAAUUGUAAUCAUCGUUUUAAAAAUAAUCAACGAAUAAAGUCUUUCAAAGUA